UCUAAAAUAAUAGUUAUUUUGCAUAUUUUUUCAAAGUUGAUUAUUGUCACAACCUCUAAAGUUGUGAAUAUAUAUUUUUAUCCCUUAAGGAGGGAAAUGAAUAAAUGGAAAGAUUAGAGCAAAAACAACGGUAUUAGAAACCGGGGCUAGGAUUUUGGAAGCCAAAACCCUCGCCGUUCUCCCAAAAAAAACCCUCGUCGCCGUGGCCGUAGCCUCCUAGGGUUUAACGGAGGUCGAACUACGCCGCUGGAGCAGACGACGAGCACGAGGUCCUCUUCCUCUUCGUUCGUCUAACAGACGAAAUUUUUGACUCUUCACCAAUAGGUAACAGCCCACUGCCCCGGUUUCCUGCCUAUUCACUCUUUGAACCCUUCAUCAAUCUUAUCUAAUAAGUGCAAAAUAUCUGCCAACAAAUGCAAAUCCGAACGAAUCCCUUGUUCGUAUGUCGUGGCCUGCUUAAUUUCUUCUCUCUGGCUCUGCCAAUUGUAUGUCUUUGCCAUGAUGAUAUUAAUGCCUAGAUUCUGUAAAAUUGCGAGGAAGUUAUCUGAUAUGUUACCUCUCGGUCGCUCAACUUUGCCUGGAGCUCUUCUCGCUCAUAAACCGGGCCCUGCUAAAAACCCGUUUCUGGUUUCUGUGAAAGUCCAAUGCUUUCAAAGUGCUAGCUCUGCUGCUGCUAGAACAGAGGCUCAAGCGGUGCUCUUUGAGUACUUGUAUUCCACCAGGAGCCUCCGCUUCACAGAUGCAGAGUACAUCAGCAAGAACUCGCCUCGUUUCCUUCGGAAAUUGCUCUCAGAGGUGGACGGGGAGAAGGAUGUUGAGCAGUCUUUGACUAAGUUCCUUAUGUACAACCCAAUUAAUGAGUUUGAACCCUUUAUGGAGAGCUUGGGUGUGAAGCCAAGCGAAUACUCUUUGAUUGGCCCACGGAAGUCUGUGUUUUUGGGCGAUGAUAAGGGCUUGCUUGACAACUUCCACGUCCUAGUUGAUUAUGGAGUCCCUCGUCACCAGAUUGGUAAGAUGUUCAGGGAAUCCUUUGAGGUUUUCAUGUAUGGCAAUGGGGUGCUAGCUUCAAAACUCCAGGCUUAUGAGGACUUGGGCCUAAGCAAAAGUGUUGUGAUUAAGCUGGUCAUUUGUUGCCCCUCUCUCCUGAUUGGUGAUGUUGACAAUCACUUUGUUGAAUUACUUGAGAGAUUGCACGGUUUAGGAAUAGGAAUCGAUUGGAUCAGUAGGCACUUGACGCCAAAAGGAUCGUAUAACUGGAGAAGAAUGCUCGAAACAAUAAAUUUUCUAGAACAGUUGGGUUGUAAUGAAGAGCAUCUGCAGAAUUUGUUUGAAGCAGAUCCUACUGUAGUGUUUGAAGGUUCUGGAAAGAAGGUUUAUUUACUUCUCGGGCAGCUGAUCAAAUUGGGUCUCGAAGAAGAAAAGAUUUCUUCUUUGUUCAUAGAAAUCCCUGAGAUAUUGUCAGCCAAGUAUGCGAAGAAUCUCAUGAAAGCCAUCCUUUUCUUGUUUGACAUUGGAAUGGAUGCAGAAAGUUGUGCUGAUGUCGUGUCAACGCAUGUGGAACUUUUGAGCUCAUGCCCCUUGAAGCAGCCAAAAAGUGUUUGCAAGGACUUGAAUAUUGACAAAGACCGUUUACUCCAUAUAAUAAGGGAGGAUCCAGUGAAGUUGUUUAGUUUGGCUGGUAAGUCGAAAUCUUCAGGCAUUAAGCGAGUUGAUACAAGUAAUCAAACAGAGAAGCAAGCAUUCUUGAUCAGAUUGGGAUAUGUCGAGAAUUCCGAUGAAAUGAUGGCAGCAUUGAAGAAGUUUCGAGGCAGAGGGGAUCAGUUGCAGGAGAGGUUCGAUUUCUUGGUCCAAGCUGGCCUGGAUCCAAACCUUGCCACGAGCCUAGUUAAACGAGCUCCAAUGGUGCUUAACCAGACAACCGAAGUACUUGAGAAGAAGAUUGACUGCUUGACAAGCUAUUUGGGUUAUCAUGUUAAUUCAAUGGCAGCAUUCCCAGCGUAUUUAUGCUAUGACGUAGAGAAGAUCAAUAAGAGAUUCAGAAUGUAUGUGUGGUUGAGAAGCAAAGGGGCUGCAAAAGCCGAGCUGUCUUUAAGCACUAUUCUUGCAUGUUCUGAUAAACGAUUUGUGAAGUACUUCGUAGAUGUCCAUCCUGACGGCACAGCCGUGUGGGGAAGUUUAUGUAAUGAUGUAUCUGUUUCAGGCUAAGGCUAGUUUUUGCCCUUGUAAACCAUUAUACGUACCUGUUUUUUCUAACUUCCAGUUCCAAUGACUUGUUAACUACUAAGCAUGGUAAAAACUGUGAAAUUUCAUCUCGGAUUGGCGGGAAUGGUGCCACGGCCUUCCUGUGGCGCAAUCUAUAGAUGCCCUGCGGCAACUUGCACGAUGUCCAAAUUGUUGGAGUGGAGUUCCACUCCAACGGGGAAAAUCAGAAGCGAUUUCUAGAUUCACCUGUCGGCGAAAUGGGUGGCAACCGCUUUCUUGGUACACAUUCCUUUCCAUGUGUUGGAUGGGAUUCAUUUGUUGACGAGAUUAUGGUGUAUCUCGGUAUCUCCUGGUGUUCAUGGCUGAUAUGAGCAACUUUACUAUCUGGUGGAGCUAAGUUCUGCAAACAGUCGGUUUGCUGCUGCGUUCACAAUGGCCAGUUGUUGUCUUCUAUCCUUAGUUAGCAAUUUGUUUCGCAGGUCAGCGAGCAGAUAUUGCCACCUUCGCAGAAUUGGGCACUGCAGGCCCGAACACCCCCACCUACGCCUUGGACGACCAGGUCGUGUGAGUCGUUGCUUGAGAGCACCUUUUUUUUUAAGCUUUGGGUGCAAUAUAUGCAUGCACUAGCGAGCCAGUGACCCUUACUUGGCAGAAAUGCUGACAGCUAAUGAUAUCGCUCGACUUCGUGUGCACUUUCACCUUACAAGGUCAUAAUCGAAGGCGACCGGACAUGGUUUCUGCAGCACAAUUAGCCUUAAUGAACCAGACCCAUCAUU
Linum trigynum is the source of this 2978-nucleotide messenger RNA. The record is from the annotation of a GenBank genome assembly. Lineage: Eukaryota; Viridiplantae; Streptophyta; Magnoliopsida; Malpighiales; Linaceae.